AUGGGAAUGAAAGACCCACUAACAGUUGGGGUCAUGAAACCAGAAGUUGCGGGAUUGGCUAGAAUUGUAGCAAAGGCACCAACAACAGCCAAGGAGGAGAAGAAACUAGAAAAUACUGUUUUUGAAUUAAAACAUGAGUCUUAUGAAGCAGCUUCAAAGAUCAAGAUAAUCAAGGAGGUUAGGAGUUUUACUGAUUUGGGUCUCAAGGAAGCCAAAGACUUGGUGGAGAAGACCCCAUCAGUUUUUAAAAGGGGAGUAUCAAAAGAAGGUGAGCAAAUAAUUGAGAAGAUGAAAGCUCUUGAGGCCUAG
This is a messenger RNA of Juglans regia (Persian walnut), 309 nucleotides long. Its product is annotated as 50S ribosomal protein L7/L12-like. Lineage: Eukaryota; Viridiplantae; Streptophyta; Magnoliopsida; Fagales; Juglandaceae. Gene Ontology annotation, cellular component: ribosome. Gene Ontology annotation, biological process: translation. Bases 1 to 309 code for a protein of 102 amino acids. Gene Ontology annotation, molecular function: structural constituent of ribosome. The record is from RefSeq and is a predicted model, not a curated record. The transcript has a single exon.